AUGCUCUUUGAGGAUGUCUUAGGCAGAACGCAUCGGUUACCUUAUGAGUACUUCAGACAUUGGGAUAUCUUCAAAGCCAACUUGAGGGAGAUAUUUCAGCACCACAUCGGGUGGAGCCUGAUCGAGCAGAAUCAGUUCCAUGUUAUUGACGCCAACUGGGUCAAAUAA
Messenger RNA from Paraphaeosphaeria sporulosa, 168 nucleotides. RefSeq lists its product as uncharacterized. Lineage: Eukaryota; Fungi; Ascomycota; Dothideomycetes; Pleosporales; Didymosphaeriaceae. The transcript is spliced from 2 exons. Bases 1 to 168 code for a protein of 55 amino acids. The record is from RefSeq and is a predicted model, not a curated record.